AUGUCAGCCGAACCAUCCAGGAAACGAUCGAGGUCUGUCGACGGAGCAGGUGACAGCGACGAAUCUUCCGACGACGAUUUUGGACCAGCGCUGCCCUCUACGGUGCCACCAAAGAAGAAACGCAAGCUUCCGUAUGAGUCGCUGUAUGUCGCGGCUCUCCCAAAGGGCCUGAAAUAUUCCAAAUCGUUGAUGCACAAAGACCAAAUAUCUACUGUGACUGUCGCACCGUCCCCUGUUGACUUUGUUAUCACCACCUCGAUUGAUGGGGUUGUGAAGUUUUGGAAGAAAAUAGCCACUGGCAUUGAGUUCGCCAAAGAGUAUCGGGCACACGAAGGUCUGAUCAUUAGCUCGAGUGUCAGCGUCGAUGGGGCUUACUUUGCGACGGCCGGAAAUGAGGAGGAUAAGACGAUCAAACUUUUCGACGUUGUUACUUUUGAUCUCCUGUCGAUCCUCAACCUAGAACAAACCCCUACUUGUAUCUGCUGGGUACAUCGGAGAGCGCAGGCUCCAAUACUUGCCGUGGGUAUUGGCAAACAGAUUCACAUCUAUGACGGACGCGGAGACUCACAGACCCCCAUACAUACCUUGUCUUCGUUGCAUCGAGCACCGGUCGUGGCCAUGGCCUACAACUACGCUUUCGACUGUGUGGUCUCUGCCGACUCGAGCGGGAUGGUUGAAUAUUGGCAGCCUGGAGAUAGCUACGAAAAGCCAGACAGUGUGUUCAAGAUGAAGUCAGCGACCAAUUUGUUCGAUUUCAAAAAGGCCAAAUCGGCACCAUGCUCAAUAACAAUUUCACCGUCCGGCCACCAGUUUGCAACCAUUUCAUUUCCCGACAGGAAGAUUAGAGUGUUUGAUUUCGCUUCCGGGAGGCUCUAUCGAUCUUACGAUGAAUCCAUCGAAACAAUCAUUGCCAUGCAGCAGGCUGGUACAGCUCUUCAAAAGUUGGAGGAGGUUGAAUUCGGCAGGAGACUGGCGGUCGAGCGUGAUCUUGACAAUCCAGUAGUAAGACCAAGAAUCAACGUGGUCUUUGACGAGUCGGGACAUUUUGUUGCCUAUGGUUCGCUACUAGGCAUCAAAGUCGUCAAUACUCUUACAAACCGAGUAAUGAAGGCAUACGGUAGAGAUGAACCGUUUAGAGCUCUCAAUCUAGGUUUGUAUCAAGGUGCCCCGCAGAAGAAGGAUGUGGUCACAGUCUCCAUGGCUGCCAGCGCGAACCCUCUUCUUGACGAGGCCCAGCAACGAGACCCGAUGCUAUUUGCUACGGGUUAUGGCAAGGUUCGCUUCUACAUGUUCACCAAUGAAGAGGAUGUUACCAAGUCGACGCGAGACGUCCAGAAUGAAAAACCAAGGACGGUUGGUGGCAAGAAGAAGGAAGCCAAGCAAGCUCAGUCUGGCACAUCCGCUGUGCUGCACACGACGUAUGGCGACAUUCACAUCAGGCUUUUCCCUGAUAAGGCUCCGAAGACAGUGGAAAAUUUCGUUACUCACGCAAGGAAUGGAUACUACAACAACACGAUAUUCCAUCGUGUUAUCAGAAAGUUCAUGAUCCAGGGAGGAGAUCCGUUAGGUGAUGGAACAGGCGGCGAAAGUAUUUGGGGUAAAGAGUUUGAGGAUGAAUUCUCAGAUCUUAAACAUGACAAACCCUAUACAGUCAGCAUGGCGAACGCUGGACCUAACACCAACGGCUCGCAGUUCUUCAUCACCACCGAGAAAACAACGUGGCUGGAUAACAAGCAUACCAUUUUCGGUCGAGCAUACCAGGGCAUGGAUGUAAUCCAUCAAAUCGAGAAUACGAAAGUGCGCAAAGAAAAGCCCGAGGAGGACAUCAAGAUCAUCAACAUUUCGAUCAGCUGA
Exophiala spinifera is the source of this 1854-nucleotide messenger RNA. RefSeq lists its product as uncharacterized. Gene Ontology annotation, biological process: protein peptidyl-prolyl isomerization; protein folding. NCBI's taxonomy places the organism in Eukaryota, Fungi, Ascomycota, Eurotiomycetes, Chaetothyriales, Herpotrichiellaceae. Gene Ontology annotation, molecular function: protein binding; peptidyl-prolyl cis-trans isomerase activity. The transcript has a single exon. The record is from RefSeq and is a predicted model, not a curated record. The coding region runs from base 1 to 1854 and encodes 617 amino acids.